Molecule: messenger RNA, 1287 nt
Organism: Spea bombifrons (plains spadefoot toad)
Lineage: Eukaryota; Metazoa; Chordata; Amphibia; Anura; Pelobatidae
Gene: SP7
Product: Sp7 transcription factor
Exons: 2
Coding region: 1-1287 (428 amino acids)
Biological process (GO): regulation of transcription by RNA polymerase II
Molecular function (GO): DNA-binding transcription factor activity, RNA polymerase II-specific; RNA polymerase II cis-regulatory region sequence-specific DNA binding
Source: RefSeq, a predicted model, not a curated record
AUGGCAUCACCUAUGCUAGAGGAAGAAGCCCGCUAUGUCUCUAGCCCAUUAGCAAUGCUUACUGCUGCCUGUAAUAAGUUUGGUGGCUCAAGUCCUCUACGGGAUUCCGGGUCAUCCACAAAAUCAGGUGUCAAGAAGUCAUACAGUCCAAACCACGACUUCAGUGCCACUAAACUGAUGGGGGAUGGAUAUACGUCUACGUACCUGGGAGGAAGCGGUUUAAUGACGCCAUGUGGGACACCUCCUGCUCCUCCAAAUUAUGGAGGAGACUAUGGAACAUUCUCUCAUUCAUUCCCCUCAUCUUCCGGCUGCCAAGACCCCAAGGGUCUCUCGUCAUCUGAAUGUGUCCCAGGAGUGUAUGCCUCUUUAGAUGUGGGACAUUAUAGUUCAUGGUACAAAACUGGCAUACAUCACUCCUCGAUCUCUGGUUCACCUACCGGCGCUGGAGGAUCGUGGUGGGACAUGCAUCCAAACAAUAACUGGCUGAGCAACCAGUCGCAACCAGAGGGGCUGACUGCAUCUAUGCCACCAGUGACAAGUCCAGCAGGGAUGAGCACCCAGUAUAGUGCUGAAUACACCACUCUAACCCCUGCCACAUACCCGUCUGUGGGAUUUCCAUCCAUAUCGCCUUCAUCAAGCCCUUCACCGGCCUCUCACCUCCUCUCACCAUCUCAGCAUUCUUUGGGCCCAGACAUGUACAAGCCCAAGCUUCUGCCUAGCAGCUCCUUGCUGGAGUCACCGGGACCUCUGAAACCCCAAAGGGGAACAACAUAUGGGAGCACUGGCCGUCCAUCAUGCGACUGUCCAAAUUGCCAGGAGCUGGAGAGGCUUGGAGCUUCAGCUGCAAGCCUGAAGAGGAAGCCGGUGCACAGUUGCCACAUCCCUGGUUGCGGAAAGGUAUAUGGAAAGGCUUCACAUCUCAAGGCUCACCUUCGCUGGCACACAGGAGAGCGCCCUUUCGUUUGCAACUGGUUGUUCUGUGGCAAACGCUUUACACGCAGUGAUGAGCUUGAGCGCCACGUGCGCACCCACACACGUGAGAAGAAAUUCACUUGUCCCCUCUGUGCAAAAAGGUUCACACGCAGUGACCAUCUGAGCAAGCACCAGCGGAGCCACGUUGAACAGGCUGGGGUUAAGGAAAGUGGAGCUCAGGGGGAUGGUGGCGGAGGGGCCGCAGGAGAGGGACCAGGAGAUGGGGCAGGGGCUACUGAAAGUUCCCCUGCCGGAAGCAAUAGCCAGGAUAGGGCUUCUGCUAGUCCAGGGCAGGGUGGGCUGCUGGACAUUUGA